GUCCAUAAGGUGAAGACAGGCACUGUCCGCAGGAUAAGUAGUCAGCGUGCCCUCUGCCAGGACUGAGGACACAAAGUGACACCCUCCUCACGUACGUACGUACCGGACUUGCUUCAUGUACAGGCGAUCUACAGGCACUUUGUACCCUGUCCCGGACGCAAGCUACUCGAUCUGGUCAGGCCGGGGUCUGAUCUCGGCGCCCUUCAAUCCGCCCGCCGCCCUCCUCCACAGGUGGAGGCGCGCCUCCCAUACACCAAGUCCCCUUGGGCCUUACAUCCUCCCAGGUCAACAAAGUCGACAAAGUCCAAUAAGUCAUCACAGAAGAAGCCCAGAUCCGCAAAACGGCUCAGCAAGACGUCACGGCCAGCCCUCCGGCGCAACACCUCUUCCAAGAAACGGAUCGACCCACGGGUUCUCUCACCACCACUUUCCACACCAGACACACGCGACCACGACAGCACCAUGUCGAGCAACAACGGAACCGUCCCUCGCUACGAGUCCAGCUCCAGCGACAGCGUCCACACGACCAGCUCGUCGUCCCGCGAGUCCACCGGGUCCACAGUCUCCAGCGCCGGGCGAUCACACGACAACUGCCACUUCGCCGCCUCCCCUGAGCUACAGAUGGUGGACAGCCUGCUCGCCAUGCUCACGCAGAACGGAGCGCGGCGGCAGAAUGGCCAGUCUUCGCAAAGAUAGACUGGCUGGACGCAGGCAGUGAGCCAUGAUGUAACGAAUACUUUUUUUUUGUCUUUUCUUCUUUUACUCGAAUCAUCUGAGGGAAACCAACCGGCGUUGGGGGUACGGAAUCGCACAAUCAUUCCAUUGGCACAAGGCAGAGCAGUCGAGCUGUCAAUAUCAACAUGAACUAAUCAUGCCUUUACACACGC
Messenger RNA from Emericellopsis atlantica, 887 nucleotides. RefSeq lists its product as uncharacterized. The transcript has 3 exons. The record is from RefSeq and is a predicted model, not a curated record. The coding region runs from base 116 to 718 and encodes 200 amino acids. NCBI's taxonomy places the organism in Eukaryota, Fungi, Ascomycota, Sordariomycetes, Hypocreales, Bionectriaceae.